Molecule: messenger RNA, 4659 nt
Organism: Cavia porcellus (domestic guinea pig)
Lineage: Eukaryota; Metazoa; Chordata; Mammalia; Rodentia; Caviidae
Gene: Nol6
Product: nucleolar protein 6
Exons: 26
Coding region: 148-3588 (1146 amino acids)
Biological process (GO): tRNA export from nucleus; rRNA processing
Cellular component (GO): small-subunit processome; UTP-C complex; CURI complex
Source: RefSeq, a predicted model, not a curated record
GGCCGGUAACCCAAUGGCUCUGGAGUGGGUGGAAUUCGGAACUACGCUCUAGCAGUUUGAGGCCCAGAGUUCGGCGUUUCUGCGCACGUGGUGAGCUACGUUGUGUAGACUCGGCUUGAGUGUUGGAGAGUGACCUGGGCUGGAGUGAUGGGGCCAGCCUCUGCAGAAGAGCACCUGCGCCGAGCUGCUGGGGAACCAGAGAUGAUGGGACCAGCCAUGGAUGGCACAGUCCAGGGGGGAAAGAAGAUGGCCUCAAGAAAACGUACAGUGGCUGGGUCCCUAGUAGACAGCCUCCUGCAGCCUGUGAAGCUCAGCCCGGAAGAACUGUACAAGGAGCCUACCAAUGAAGAGCUGAAUCGACUUCGGGAAACUGAGAUCCUGUUCCAUUCCAGCUUGCUUCGUUUACAGGUAGAGGAGCUACUAAAGGAAGUAAGGCUGUCAGAGAAGAAAAAGGGUCGGAUUGAUGUCUUUCUUCAAGAGGUCAAUCAGCGUAUCAAGAAGGUGCCCUCAACUGCAGAGACAGAGCUUAUUGACCAGGCAUGGCUCCCAGCUGGGGUUCGAGUCCCUCUCCACCAAGUGCCGUUUACUGUGAAGGGCUCUUUCCGCUUCUUGCCUCCAGUCCAGGUCACUAUUGUGGGCAGCUAUCUUCUGGGUACUUGUACCCGGCCCGACAUCAAUGUGGAUAUGGCACUGACUAUGCCCAGGGAAAUCCUACAAGACAAGGACCUGCUGAACCAGCGCUAUUUCCGAAAGCGUGCUCUUUACCUGGCCCAUUUGGCUGACCACCUGGCCCGAGAUCCCCUGUUUGGCAGCGUUCACUUCUCCUAUGCCAACGGCUGCCACCUGAAACCACUGUUACUGUUACGGCCACAUGGAAAGGAUGAGCACUUGGUCACUGUGCGCCUACAUCCCUGCCCUCCACUUGACUUCUUCCGCCCGUGUCGCCUACUGCCAUCUAAGAACAAUGUGCGCUCCACCUGGUAUCAAGGACAGAGUCAUCCAGGGGAUGGGAAACCAGAACCUCCUACCCCUCACUACAACACAUGGGUCCUGCAGGAUACAGCUCUAGAGUCCCACAUGCAGCUGCUUUCAACUGUGCUGAGCUCUGCCCAGGGGCUGAAGGAUGGGGUGACACUUCUGAAGGUCUGGCUGCGGCAGCGGGAGCUGGACAAGGGCCUGGGUGGGUUUAAUGGAUUCCUUAUCUCCAUGCUGAUUGCCUUCCUUGUGUCCACACGCAAGAUCCACACUACCAUGAGUGGCUACCAGGUCCUGAGAAGCGUCUUACAGUUUCUGGCCACCACGGAUCUGACCGUUAAUGGGAUCAGUUUAUGUCUCAGCUCAGAUCCCUCCUUGCCGGCCCUGGCUGACUUUUACCAAGCCUUCCCUGUUGUCUUCCUGGACUCUUCAGGCCGCCUCAACCUCUGUGCUGAUGUUACCGCCUCCACUUACCACCAGGUGCAGCAUGAGGCACGGCUGUCCAUGGCGCUGCUGGACAGCAAAGCUGAUGAUGGAUUCCAGCUGCUGCUGAUGACUCCCAAACCUAUGGUCCGAUCUUUUGACCACGUCCUGCAUGUCCGUCCAGUGAGUCGCCUGCAGGCAGCAUGUCACCGGCUAAAGCUCUGUCCAGAGCUGCAGGACAGUGGUGGGGACUACGUCUCAGCUGUUCUGGGCCCACUAACUGCCCUCCUGGAGAAGGGUCUGGGGACCCGACUGCAGCUGCUAGCUCACUCUCGGCCCCCAGUCCCAGAGUGGGACAUCAGCCAAGAUCCACCAAAGCACAGAGACUCUGGGGCCCUGUCCUUGGGAUUGCUCCUCCAGCCUGAGGGACUGAGCAGUGUCCUUGAGCUGGGUCCAGAGGCUGACCAACCUGAGGCUGCUGACUUCCGCCAGUUUUGGGGAUCCCGCUCAGAACUACGGCGCUUCCAGGAUGGAGCCAUUCGGGAAGCUGUGGUCUGGGAGGCAUCCUCUUUACACCAGAAGCGUCUUAUCCCCCAUCAGGUGGUCACCCACCUCCUGGCACUCCAUGCUGAUAUCCCAGAUACCUGUAUCCACUAUGUGGGAGGCUUCCUGGAUGCCCUGAUCCAACGUCCGAAGGAGCCCUCUAGCACGGGAGAGGAGGCCCUCACAGUGGCAGUGUGUUGCUAUGAUGACCUGAGCCGUCUGCUGUGGGGGCUGGAGGGUCUCCCUCUGACUGUGUCUGCCGUCCAGGGCGCCCACCCUGUGCUGCGCUAUACGGAGGUAUUCCCACCAGCCCCAGUCCGACCUGCCUUCUCCUUUCAUGAGCAUCUCCAAGAGCGGGGCUUGCUAUUGCCCCGGUCGGAUAAACCCUGCCCGGCCUAUGUGGAGCCCAUGACUGUGGUUUGUCAUCUGGAGGGCAGUGGUCAUUGGCCUCAAGAUGCUGAGGCGGUGCAGCGGGUCAGAGCCGCCUUUCAGCUGCGCCUAGCAGAGCUGCUGACACAGCAGCAUGGACUGCAGUGCCGUGCCACUGCCACACACACUGAUGUUCUCAAGGAUGGCUUUGUGUUCCGGAUCCGGGUGGCCUAUCAGCGGGAGCCACAGAUCUUGAGAGAGGUGCAGAGCCCUGAGGGGAUGAUCUCUCUGAGGGACACGCCUGCCUCUCUCCGCCUUGAGAGAGACACAAAGCACUUGCCCCUGCUCACCAGUGCCCUGCAUGGCCUCCAGCAGCAGCACCCCGCCUUCUCUGGUGUAGCUCGGCUGGCCAAGCGGUGGGUGCGUGCCCAGCUUCUGGGUGAGGGGUUCACUGAUGAGAGCCUGGAUCUGGUGACUGCUGCCCUUUUCCUGCACCCUGAACCCUUCACCCCUCCCAGCUCCCCCCAGGUUGGCUUCCUUCGGUUCCUUUCCCUUGUAUCAACCUUUGAUUGGAAGAAUAAUCCCCUCAUUGUCAACCUCAACAAUGAGCUCACUGCGGAGGAGCAGGUGGAGAUCCACCGUGAUUUCCUGGCAGCUCGGACGCGACUCCCUGUUAUGGUCCUUGUGACUCCGCAGGACCGCAAAAGCUCUGUGUGGACACAGGAUGGACCUACAGCCCAGAUCCUCCAGCAACUUGUGAUUCUAGCAGCUGAGGCUUUGUCUAUCCUAGAGAAACAGCUGAUGGAUCCCUGGGGACCUGGAGACAUCAGGACGGUGUUCCGGCCACCCUUGGACAUAUAUGACGUGCUGAUCCGCCUGUCUCCCCGCCACAUUCCCCGGCACCGUCAGGCUGUGGACUGUCCAGCUGCCUCCUUCUGUCGUGGCCUGCUCAGGGAGCCAGGGCCCUCAUCGCUGAUGCCAGUGCUGGGUUAUGAUCCUCCUCAGCUCUAUCUGGCACAACUCAGGGAAGCCUUUGAGGAUCUGGCACUUUUCUUUUAUGACCAGCAUGGUGGAGAGGUGAUCGGUGUACUCUGGAAGCCCACCAGCUUCCAGCCCCAGCCCUUCAAGGCUUCCAGCACAAAAGGGCGCAUGGUGGUGUCUCAGGGCGAGGAGCUGGUGAUGGUGCCCAAUAUAGAAGCAAUCUUGGAGGACUUUGCCGUGUUGGGGGAAGGCCUGGUGCAGUCUGUGGAGGCCCAAAGUGAAAGGUGGACUGUGUGAGCCCAGCUCUAAAGCAAGUUGUGGUGGACCUCUGGAGCAGGACCCUUUCAUAAUGGGCCUGAUGUCCUGAACACACUCAAUCAUCCUCAGAGAAAGUCCUGCCCCGACUUCCUCUCUGCUGCUUCAGCACCGAGGCAGGGAUGUGGUAUCUUGGAGAGCACCCUGGCCUUCCUCCCUGGACAGCCAGAAGAGGACUACAAUCUUGCUCAGAGGAGACUGAAUCCAGAUCUGUCACCUUGCAGCCCUGGGCCUGGGCCUUCGCUUUCUUUUUUCUCCUCUUUUCAUUCUUUUGUUCCUUCUUCCCUUUUUUCUUCUCCCUCUUAGGCUUCUCAAAGAAACACUUGGAGAAGAAGCUGUUUCCUUGAGUUGGAGGCUCUGUCCCCACCCCAUGGGCAGGACAUGUGUGCAGAUCUCACUGUGCCCUGCACUUGUAGCAUCAGCCUUUAGCUGGGCCCCAGAGGUGUGGCUCUUCCUAAGAGUCACAGCAGCAACACCAAGCAAUGGAAAAGAGGCUUUGUGUGUCUGAAUGGACAACACUGAGAGGACACAAUGCCCUCCUGUGUUGGUGCUGUUGCUUACCAGAGUGGAGACAGUGGGAAAGAGCAGAGAACAGGAAAAGUGGGGUGGGUGAAAGGGUCAGGUGGUCCCCAGUGUCCAGGAGGCACAUAGAAAGCAUCAGGUGCUGACCCUGGCCUGUUUGUUCUGCCCCUGUGUAUCACACUCGCCCUGCUGUGCACUCCUAGUGGAGCUGCAGAGAUGAGGACCCAAGUCUUGUUCUCCAGGAGCUCCGGAGCCCCAGGGGACAUGGGAAUGUGGCCUCUUUCAGUCUGGUCCACACCCCUUUUCUGGCAGCCGCUCCCACUCCUGUUUCCUGUAAUCAUGGCAGUUUUUCCAGACUCAGCUCAAAUGGUGCCCCUCCUCAGCUGAGCCUUUGUCCCUAGCCGGAGGUGUCCUUGCUCUCCUGUGAGCUGAGAGCAGAUCUCCCUGUGAGUGCUUGGCAGGGCUGCCCGGCAGUCAGUGUGUACCCUUCUCUUGAACUCUCAUUUAAAUUAAAAUGCUUAAUUUUGUCUA